Ipomoea nil (Japanese morning glory) is the source of this 1264-nucleotide messenger RNA. Its product is annotated as monoacylglycerol lipase ABHD6-like. Bases 51 to 1058 code for a protein of 335 amino acids. The record is from RefSeq and is a predicted model, not a curated record. Lineage: Eukaryota; Viridiplantae; Streptophyta; Magnoliopsida; Solanales; Convolvulaceae. The transcript is spliced from 5 exons.
CGACCGGUCAGAGCAGAGACCACAGCAGAAACGCAGCAUAGCCGGAAAAAAUGGUGAACUUCGUGGAAGCUCAGAAGCCACUGUUGCAUGGGUUGAUGAAAAUGGCUGGAAUUAGACCUCACGCCUUUGAGAUCGAGCCCGGCACGGUCAUGAACUUCUGGGUCCCUAAGGAGACCAUAAAAAAGCCAAAGAAACACAAGAAAGCCACCACCACUCCCACCUCCGCCGGCGCCGGCGGUGUCACCAACAACAACAAGUACGAGACCGUGAAACACAAGCCCAACAAGCCCGCGGUGGUGCUCAUCCACGGCUUCGCCGGCGAGGGCAUCGUCACGUGGCAGUUCCAGGUGGGUGCCUUGACGAACAAGUUUUCCGUGUACGUGCCGGACCUCCUCUUCUUCGGCGGCUCCAUCACCGAUAGCAAGGACCGGUCGCCGACUUUCCAGGCGGAGUGCGUCGCAGAGGGGCUCAGGAGGCUCGGGGUGGAAAGGUGCACGGUGGUUGGGUUUAGUUACGGCGGGAUGGUGGCGUUUAAGAUGGCGGAGAUGUUCCCGAAGCUGGUGGAGGCGAUGGUGAUUUCCGGUUCGAUAUUGGCGAUGACGGAUUCGAUCAGCGCCGCCACGCUUCACAGCCUAGGAUUCUCCAAUUCAUCGGAGCUGUUGUUGCCGACAUCUGUUAAGGGUUUAAAGGGGCUUCUUAAGGUUGCUGCUUACAAGAAGUACUGGUUCCCUAAUCGCCUCCACCAAGACUUCCUUCAGGUAAUGUUCAGCAACAGAAAAGAAAGAGGUGAACUGCUGGAAGGGUUGAUCGUUAGCAACAACGAUGAUGUCGAUACUACCACUCACUUUCCCCAGAGAAUACAUCUUCUUUGGGGUGAGAAUGAUCAGAUUUUCAAGGUCGAGCUAGCUAAAGCCAUGAAAGAACAACUAGGAAGCAAGACAACAUUCGAAGGCAUAAGGAAGGCAGGUCACCUGGUUCACCUGGAGCGACCUUGCGUCUACAACAGGUGUCUCAAGAAGUUCCUUGUUUCCCUCCAAGUAGAUAAAGCCCGAAAGUGAUAACAAAGCUUCAGUUCCAUCCCGUCCUAAAUAUCAAAACGUAUGUUCCUUUUUUUUUUUUUCGAAAGCCAUAUAUAAUUUCCUAGCUCCCCAGCCUGUAACCUUUACUACAUUAGCACAGUUUGGAAUGUAAGCAUAUGAAUGAGACCUUGGAAUAUAAUGAAAUGGAUUUAGCACCUGACCUUGGUUAGGUGUAUAGAAUAAUA